AUGGCGUCGCCGUCAACAACCCCGAAGGCACCGUCGCCGCCACCGUCUGGACAUGGACCAAGCAAAAUGGAGAGGAGAAUGUCGCACUUCAAGGAAUACAAAUUCUUCAGAAGCUUCAGCGCCAAAGUAGAAAACUGGCCUAUGAGAAAGGCCGAGCAGCUGUGGAGGAAAAUGAGGGAGCGGAAAAUUGCAGGACCACCUAAAUACGUGUCGAGCCCUUAUUUC
Messenger RNA from Iphiclides podalirius (scarce swallowtail), 225 nucleotides. Lineage: Eukaryota; Metazoa; Arthropoda; Insecta; Lepidoptera; Papilionidae. The record is from the annotation of a GenBank genome assembly.